GUGCGGGAUCCACAACAUGUUCCCUUUACACUUAGCGGCACUGAAUGCUCACUCAGACUGCUGCAGGAAAUUGUUGUCAUCGGGCUUUGAAAUAGACACCCCUGAUAGUUUUGGAAGAACGUGCCUCCACGCUGCCGCUGCAGGAGGUAAUGUUGAAUGUAUAAAACUCUUGCAAAGCAGUGGAGCAGAUUUUAAUAAGAAGGACAAAUGUGGGAGGACACCUUUGCACUAUGCAGCUGCAAAUUGUCAUUUCCACUGUAUUGAGACACUGGUAACAACAGGAGCCAAUAUUAAUGAAACAGACGACUGGGGUCGUACCCCUUUGCACUAUGCUGCUGCUUCUGACAUGGACCGAAAAAAGAAUAUUUUAGGUAACUCCCAUGAAAAUGCUGAAGAACUUGAAAGAGCCAGUGAGAUGAAGGAAAAAGAAGCUGCAUUGUGUCUAGAGUUCCUUCUACAAAAUGAUGCCAAUCCAUCCAUCCAAGACAAAGAGGGGUACAACACUGUGCAUUACGCUGCUGCAUAUGGGCACCGCCAGUGUUUGGAGCUGCUUCUGGAAAAAACCAACAAUAUGUUUGAAGAAUCUGAUUCUGCAGCUACAAAAAGUCCUUUGCAUUUAGCCGCCUAUAAUGGUCAUCACCAAGCCUUGGAGGUACUUCUCCAAUCUCUGGUAGAUCUGGAUAUUAAGGACGAGAAGGGACGUACUGCUUUGGACCUGGCUGCGUUUAAAGGACAUGCGGAGUGCGUGGAAGCUCUCAUCAGCCAGGGUGCUUCUGUCACUGUAAAAGACAAUGUCACCAAAAGGACCCCCCUCCACGCCUCAGUCAUUAAUGGCCAUACACCUUGUUUACGGUUGUUGCUAGAAGUUGCAGACAACCCUGACGUGACAGACGCCAAAGGACAAACCCCACUGAUGCUUGCAGUGGCAUAUGGGCACAUUGAUGCUGUUUCAUUAUUACUUGAAAAAGAAGCAUCUGUAGAUGCAGCUGAUCUCCUGGGAUGCACAGCUUUACAUCGAGGGAUUAUGACUGGGCAUGAAGAGUGUGUUCAGAUGCUGUUAGAGAAAGAAGUAUCUAUUUUAUGUAAAGACGCCAGAGGCAGGACACCUCUGCACUUCGCAGCAGCUCGGGGUCACGCCACUUGGCUGAGUGAAUUACUGCAGAUAGCACUUUCAGAGGAAGACUGCAGUUUGAAAGAUAAUCAAGGUUAUACACCGCUGCACUGGGCUUGUUACAAUGGUCAUGAAAACUGCAUAGAGGUACUAUUGGAACAAAAAUUUUUCCGCACGUUCUAUGGUAAUAGCUUCUCUCCAUUGCACUGUGCCGUAAUCAAUGAUCACGAAAACUGUGCAUCCCUGCUCAUCGGAGCCAUCGAUGCCAGCAUUGUCAAUUGCAAAGAUGACAAAGGAAGAACACCCCUUCACGCAGCAGCCUUCGCGGAUCACGUGGAGUGCCUCCAGCUCCUCCUGAGUCACAGCGCACAAGUGAAUGCUGCGGAUCACGCAGGGAAAACACCUCUCAUGAUGGCAGCUCAAAACGGUCACAUAGGUGCUGUAGACUUUUUGGUGAACAUUGCCAAGGCUGAUCUGACAUUAAAAGAUAAGGAGUUGAAUACGUCUUUGCACUUGGCUAGCAGUAAAGGUCAUGAAAAAUGUGCCUUGUUAAUACUUGACAAGAUACAAGAACAGAGCCUUAUUAAUGCAAAAAAUAAUGCAUUGCAGACACCUCUCCAUAUUGCUGCACGAAACGGCUUAAAGUUGGUGGUUGAAGAGUUGCUAGCCAAAGGGGCAUGCGUCCUAGCAGUAGAUGAAAAUGUUUCUAGGUCAAAUGGACCACGACCCUCGUCUGCAACAGAUGUACAAAAGGAAGAAUGAGACUUUGUAAACAAAAGAAAAAAAAAACCUAAACAAAAAGCUAUCAUGAACUAACCAGCUGUACCAAGAGGACCAAAAUGCUUCAGUAAUUAAAUGGAAGACUUUGCUACUUUUAUUUUUUCUUCAAAUGUGAGUGACAUAAUGAAGUAGUUUUUCUAAACCAUAAAAAUACAAACUUUUGAGGUAAUGAGUAGUCUUGAGUGAAUUUUACAUUUUAUGACGCAGGUUUCAAGUUGACAUUUGUAACUGAUGAUGUGUUGACCACAGGGUU
Molecule: messenger RNA, 2144 nt
Organism: Pelecanus crispus (Dalmatian pelican)
Lineage: Eukaryota; Metazoa; Chordata; Aves; Pelecaniformes; Pelecanidae
Source: RefSeq, a predicted model, not a curated record